Molecule: messenger RNA, 918 nt
Organism: Penicillium malachiteum
Lineage: Eukaryota; Fungi; Ascomycota; Eurotiomycetes; Eurotiales; Aspergillaceae
Exons: 2
Coding region: 1-918 (305 amino acids)
Cellular component (GO): mitochondrion
Source: RefSeq, a predicted model, not a curated record
AUGUCUCAGACUCUCCAGGAAAGUCCCAUCCAAAUGGGCAUUCAGCGCAGCCGAAGCCGACUCGGGGACCUUCUGGUAGCCGAUACAGUCGUUGCUGCAGGCUCAGCAACUCUUAUAACGCCCGCCGUGAUGAUCUUUGAUAGACUCGUGGUCGAAAAGUCAUUCUACAAUCAACCCCUUCUACCCGCAUUCCGCAAGCAUCUAUGGUUCUCAAUCACACAACCAGCCACCUUCUUAACAUCUCGCCCCAGUCUUCUCGUCUGGUCCCUCUAUACUGCUACAUUCGCGACUGCAAACAUGUCCGAGACAAUCUUGAAUAAGGUCUAUCCAAAAAUCGACCACGCGAUUGCAGGCAUGACCACAUUCGCCUCUACAUUCUUCGUGAACUCAUCCGUGGGGAUCUGGAAGGACGUCAAAUUUGCUCAACUCUUCGGCCACAAUAAUAAUACAUCAUCACCAUCAACAUCGUCUACUGGACCAACCAACUCUACAUCACCACCCAAAACCGUUCGCUCGAUUGGCCGAACCCGAAUUCCCUUAGCCACAUACUCCGCCUUCUUACUUCGAGAUGGCCUCACAAUCUUCGGAUCUUUCAGUCUGCCCGCAAUGCUCUCUGCAAAUAUUCCCGAUUCAAUCGCCUCUCAGGAAUAUUUAAAGAUCCUGAUUGCCCAACUUGCCAUUCCGGCUUCUAUCCAGCUCAUCAGCACCCCGAUUCACCUUUUCGGACUAGAUGUCUAUAACAGACCACAAGUCCUUCCGACAAAAGACCGUAUCUCACGAAUCAGUCGUGACUGGAUCGGUGCUUCUCUUCUUCGAAUGUGUCGAAUCAUCCCCGCCUUUGGUAUCGGUGGGUUUCUCAAUACAGAAGGGCGGUUAUAUCUACAUGACCAGUUAGAUGAACAGCGCCGUCCUUCCUAA